ACGAACAACCUUUUCCACUACCAUGGCCAACCAACAGUCCCAACAACUUAUUCAGCAGCUCUUGAAGGCCGAGCGGGAGGCUGACACUUACGUUAGCCGUGCCAGAGAGAACAGGACCAAGAAGCUGCGUGAAGCCAAGAGCGCCGCUCAGGACGAGGUCGCCUCUUUCCGUGCUAAGGAGGAGGAGAAAUUCAACCGUGACUAUGCUGCUCUUCAGAGCACUUCUGGUGGUGAGGAUGAGGAGCUUGCCAAGCAGACUCAGGCCGAUAUUGACGCCAUUCACGCUGCGUACACGAAGAACUCCAAGGUCGCCGUCAAGUACAUGGUUGAUCGUGUAUUGGAUGUCACCCCUGAGCUCAGCAGAAUACAGGUCGAUGUCCUUUCCAUGUAAAGCUCUGAGCACUAGAGAUUGAUGCCACUGGUGAAUAGUUGACACUAUUGAUAUUUCCUCAGUACUGCUAUCAUUGUUGUUGAUGAGUGAUUCGAUCUUUAGGAGUAUUCACAACUCGGCACUAUGUGCAGUUGUUGUA
Molecule: messenger RNA, 530 nt
Organism: Perkinsus marinus ATCC 50983
Lineage: Eukaryota; Perkinsozoa; Perkinsida; Perkinsidae
Product: vacuolar ATP synthase subunit g, putative
Exons: 3
Coding region: 23-391 (122 amino acids)
Biological process (GO): proton transmembrane transport
Cellular component (GO): vacuolar proton-transporting V-type ATPase complex
Molecular function (GO): proton-transporting ATPase activity, rotational mechanism
Source: RefSeq, a predicted model, not a curated record